CCGCCCUCCAUUCCACCUUGCUCCGGAGGUCCGAUUUUCACGUUUUGAUUGGGCCUCGCGCCCCGGGGCUGGGCAUACGCGAGCUCACGUGACUGUGCGCAGGCGCGUUGAGAACUUGUGCGGGACCGCGGCUGCGGGAAGUUGAGCAAGAUGCAACGAGAACACAGUCCCUCUGCUUCCCUCAUUGAUAGAACCAUCAAGAUGAGAAAAGAGACAGAAGCUAGGAAAGUGGUUUUAGCUUGGGGACUCCUGAAUGUUUCUAUGGCCGGCAUGAUAUAUACUGAAAUGACUGGGAAAUUAUUAAGUUCAUACUAUAAUGUUACAUACUGGCCCCUCUGGUAUAUUGAGCUUGCACUUGCAUCUCUCUUCAGCAUGAAUGCCUUAUUUGAUUUCUGGAGGUAUUUUAAAUAUACUGUAGCACCUACAAAUCUGGUCAUCAGUCCUGGACAGCAGACACUUUUAGGACUGAAAACAGCUGUUGUGCAAACUACUCCUCCACGUGAACUGGUGGCAAACAAUAUACCUCCCUCUACACCUUCUCCUCCAAUACAGGGUCAGAGUGUGUUGAGUUAUAGCCCAUCUCGCUCCCCAAGUGCAAGUCCCAAGUUUACUAUGACAGGAUAUAGCCCUCAACUCCAAGGUCUGUCAUCAGGUGGCAGUAGUUCUUACAGCCCUGGAGUGACCUACUCACCUAGUACUAGUUAUAGUAAGGUGUCUGGUUAUAGUCCUUCCCCUGGUUCUUCUCCAUAUCCUACAACCAUUGGUCCAGCAGAGAGCUCUGGCUUGCGAUCUCGGUACCGGGCCUCAACAACUAUCUAUAACUCUCCAACUGGCAAAGAAGACUACAUGACAGAUCUCAGAACCUUGGACAGUUUUCUUCGAGGGGAAGAAGAGAAGCAACAUAGGGUUCAGCUGGGGAGUACAGAUUCUACCUCACCUUCUAGCAGUCCUACUUUCUGGAACUACAGUCGUUCCAUGGGCGAUUAUGCACAGACACUAAAGAAAUUUCAAUACCAGCUGGCUUGCAGGUCUCAGGCCCCAAGUGCUAACAAGGAUGAAACUGACCUUGGUUCUAAACAGGCUGCAGAAGAGGUGUGGGCAAGAGUGACUAUGAAUCGACAACUUCUUGAACAUAUGGAUUCAUGGACUGCCAAGUUUAGAAAUUGGAUCAAUGAGACAAUAUUAGUGCCACUUGUUCAGGAAAUUGAUUCUGUCAGUACACAAAUGAGAAGAAUGGGCUGUCCAGAACUACAGAUAGGAGAAGCUAGUAUUACUAGCUUAAAGCAAGCUGCCCUGGUCAAAGCCCCACUCAUUCCAACUUUGAAUACUAUAGUGCAAUAUCUAGACCUCACACCAAACCAGGAAUACUUAUUUGAAAGGAUUAAAGAACUCUCCCAAGGUGGUUGCAUGAGCUCAUUCCGAUGGAAUAGAGGUGGGGACUUCAAAGCACGAAAAUGGGAUACCGACCUACCCACUGAUUCUGCUAUCAUUAUGCACGUAUUUUGCACUUACCUUGACUCUAGACUACCUCCACAUCCUAAGUAUCCUGAUGGAAAAACAUUUACUUCUCAGCACUUUGUUCAGACACCAAAUAAACCAGACAUUACAAAUGAAAACGUGUUUUGCAUCUACCAGAGCAACAUUAAUCCUCCCCAUUAUGAGCUAAUUUACCAGCGUCACGUCUACAGUCUCCCAAAGGACAGAAAUAACAUGUUCCAUACGUUGUUAAUGUUCUUAUACAUCAUAAAAACCAAAGAGUCGGGAAUGCUUGGGAGGGUUAAUCUCGGCCUUUCAGGAGUGAAUAUUUUGUGGAUUUUUGGAAAAUAGCUCACUUAAUCUCUCCUUUUGACAUCCUUUAUUUUGACUGGCGGGCGAAUCUUGGCCUCUCAGGAGUGAAUAUUUUGUGGAUUUUGGGAGAAUAGCUUAUUUAAUCUCUUCAUUUGGGGCUCCUUUAAUUUGACUGGAUCAAAUAAAGAUAUCACCCUUUUUGAAGAAGAUUCUAAGACUCCUGCUGCUGCACAGUCUGAAAUAGGAUAUAUAACACAUUCUGGACAAAAUGAAAGCCGGGGUAGUAAGAAGCUGUUGUUAUAACAAACUUUGACAAUCUUCUGUAACAAAAAAGUCGGGCAGCUAGGUGGCACAGUGGAUAAAGCACCGGCCCUGGAUUCAGGAGGACCUGAGUUCAAAUCCGGCCUCAGACACUUGACACUUACUAGUUGUGUGACCUUGGGCAAGUCACUUAACCCUUAUUGCCCUGCAAAAAAAAAAAAAACCCAAAACAAAAAAAGUCAUUAACUCUGGUUUACAUACAUUUCGGGUUUUUGUAACUGUCUGCCAUGUAAUAUUGCCCUCUAGAGUUCUUUUAAAGAAAGUGUGUCAUCUUUUUAGUAAACUCUGGUUUUGAGGAAAGCCUCAGAAAUGAAACCAAUCCAUAGGAUUGCAAAACUUCAUACGUAAAAUAGUUUCACAAUCCAUUUUCAGUCUCACGUAUUUUAGCAUAGCUUCAUAUCUUAAAGACAGUAAAUUGGGAACUUAGCUGGUAAUUUGUCCCCAAAUUUCACCUGUCUUAUGAAUCACCCAAAACAAAAGCUUAACUCUUGGUUAAAACUAAUUUAUCAGAGAUAGUAAUACUAGUAAAAAAAUACUUUACAGUAUUAGCUCCAAGGAAUCUGAAUUUAAGUUAAACUUGAAGUUUUGAAAGAAUUUCAUUCAGCUCUUUGGGUUAAGCUUCUCAGGGAUAUUAGGGAUUAUUGAGUAAUAAAGAAUUUUAUAAUACUUGGUUUUAAUCACUCAAAUAUACCAUUCACAGUAUUGUAUUAUUUGAACAUUUCUGUCUUUUAAGAUUAAAAUAUCAGCCUAACCUGUUUUAAACUCUCCAGAAAAAAAGAAUUAUUAAUGCCAGGAGGAAGUAAAUUUUUUGUGUGUUUUCUUGCUUCUUUCAAAGAGGGGAAAGGGUAGAUUUUAGAUAAUACAGUAUGAUGGUGAGUGUGACAUUAGAAAGGAAACUGAGAAUUACCAGGAGCCACCAUGGGUUUAUUUAAAAUGUCAUGCCAAACUGGUUUCAUUUCCUUUUUCUUUUUUUUUUUUUUACACAAUAUUACUAAAUCUGGGGAUUGCUGGAACCAUAUCUGGAUAUCUGUAAGGAUAUCUGUAAAACUAUUUUACAGUCUGUCAUGAUACACUUGUGGAGAAGUAUAGAUGCUAAGUUAGAUGGAUUCAUAGGUGUCUAACCAUACCCAAAGAGCAAUCAGAUGGUCAGUUGUCCUAAAAGAACUCUAGCAACAUAAUACAAGGCUGCCUUUAGCUCUGUUUUUAUCAGAUUAAAUAAAGAAAUAAAUGGGAUGUUUACAAGAGAGAGCUGGUAGGCUAGCUGAUAUAUUGGGUAAUGGAAUCAUUCAGUCUCACUUGGUAAAGCUAUGGACUAGAUUAAGCUCAGUAUGAAUGAUUAGUGAGAAUGGCAGCUUAAAAAGCUAAUGUGACUUCAGGGUGUAUUCUCACUUUUAUUUAGUGCUCUAAAGUAUACAAAGCACUUUCCUUACUGCAGCUCUGUGAGGUACAUUAAUGCAAGUGGUACCCCAGUUUUAUAGAAAAGGUACACAGAAAGGUUAGGCAACUUGACCAUAGUCACAAUGCUCAUCAUGGUCAGAGCCCAGAUUUGCUCCCUCACUCCAAGCCCAGUGCUCCUUCCACUGUACCAUUUCCUGUCUAGUAGCCUUUAGUGUCCAAAAAAAAAGGAACAGUGCUUGUUCCACUUUUACUCAGCAUUGAUCAAAUUGAACUUGAUGUGUUUGGUUCUGGGCACUAACCUAUUUUUGCUGUAGAUAGAGAAACUGUUGUUUUAGGUUAAGAACAUUGGCUGUGAUGUCUUGUAAGAAAAUGUCAACUGAAGUUAUAAACGUGAAGGUUUGUCGUAUUUCAGUGGAUGAUAAUUGAAAAUAUCAUUGUAAAACAGUUGAUGGGAAAAUGUUUAUAGUUCAUUUUAAAAUGUUUGAAACCAGAAUACUAAUGAUUAAGUAUUUCCUUUUCCUUUAUGUCUUCUACCCCGGAUCUUCAAAAAAUUAGACCCAUGAUAGAUUUUUUUAUAUAUAUAUUGACAGUAACAGUCUGUCUUUGGAGUUUACAAUAAACCAUAAAAUGUAAAAAACUGGCUAGAUGAUGUACUUGGGAAACAACCCAAAAAAUGUCUUCUGUGGGUAUUAAAGACUAUUAUUUGGUGUAUUAUUGAA
Messenger RNA from Dromiciops gliroides (monito del monte), 4226 nucleotides. It is a transcript of the gene TMEM209, whose product is annotated as transmembrane protein 209. Gene Ontology annotation, cellular component: membrane. The transcript is spliced from 16 exons. NCBI's taxonomy places the organism in Eukaryota, Metazoa, Chordata, Mammalia, Microbiotheria, Microbiotheriidae. The record is from RefSeq and is a predicted model, not a curated record. Bases 151 to 1827 code for a protein of 558 amino acids.